AUGGUGAAGAAAAAGAUCGACAACCGCAUUCGGGUGAUGAUAGAGAACGGUGUGAAGCUGGGUCAUCGGACGAUGUUUGUCGUGGUCGGCGAUAAGGGUCGCGAUCAGGUCCCGAUCCUGUAUGACAUCCUGACGAAGGCAUCGGUAAAAGCGAGACCGACGGUGCUGUGGUGUUACAAAACGAAAGAUGAAGCCAUUUCCAACCACGGUAAGAAACGCGCCAAGAAGAUCCAAUCCGGCAAGAUCGACAUCAACGAAUCGGAUCUGUUUGAUGCGUUCCGCGUCGCAACCACCAUCCACGGUCGGUACUACAAGGACACGCACACGAUUCUCGGCAAAACGUACGGUGUUUGUGUGCUGCAGGACUUUGAGGCACUGACGCCGAAUCUGUUGGCCCGUACGAUCGAAACGGUCGAAGGUGGUGGGCUGAUCAUUUUGCUGCUGAAAACCAUUUCCUCCCUGAAGCAGCUCUACACGAUGAGCAUGGAUGUGCACAAGCGGUACCGGACCGAGGCGCACCAGAACGUGACGUGUCGCUUCAACGAGCGACUCAUCCUUUCGCUGGCCGACUGCAGCCGCUGCCUGCUGGUGAACGAUGAUUUGACCGUGUUGCCGCUUUCGUCACGCACCGCCGACGUCAAACCGAUCGACGUUUCGACGAUCGGUGCCGGUGGCCACGGUGAACAGUUGGCCGAGCUGAAGGAAAGCCUAACCGACACUCCGCCGGCCGGUCCGUUGGUGAACCUUUGCCGAACGUACGAUCAAGCGAAAGCCGUCGCCCAGUUUAUCGACGCACUGGCCGAGAAGCAGCUCAAACCGCCCACUUCUCUUACGGCUGGCCGUGGCCGCGGAAAAUCGGCCGCAAUGGGUCUGGCCAUCGCCGGCGCCAUUGCGUUCGGGUACGUGAACGUGUACGUCACUUCACCGUCGCCCGAGAAUCUAAUCACGCUGUUCGAGUUCAUCCUGAAAGGCUUCGACGUGCUCGAGUAUCAGGAGCACACGGAUUACACGAUCAUCCGCUCGACGAACCCGGACUUCAAUAAGGCGAUCAUUCGCAUCAACGUUACGCGCAACAGUCGCCAAACCGUGCAGUACAUUUCGCCGACCGAUGCUCAUCUGCUGAACGCGGCCGAUCUGUUGAUUAUCGAUGAAGCGGCCGCCAUUCCGCUACCGAUGGUGAAGGCGAUGCUCGGCUCGUACCUUGUGUUUAUGGCAUCCACCAUUAACGGGUACGAAGGAACGGGACGAUCGCUCAGCUUGAAGCUGCUGUCGCAGCUGCAGAAAGAUAAUGCCGCGCCACCACCAAUCAAGCUGGACGAAUCGAUCCGUUACAGUCCGGGAGAUGCGGUGGAAGCGUGGCUAACGUCGUUGCUCUGUCUCGAUGCCACGGUCGUGGCGAACCUGACUUCCGGUUGUCCACCGCCCGAUGCCUGCGAGCUGUACUACGUCGAUCGGGACGCCCUGUUCUCGUAUCACCGUGCCGCCGAGGCCUUCCUGCAGCGCAUCGUAUCGAUCUGCGUUUCGUCGCACUACAAAAACAGCCCAAACGAUCUGCAGAUGAUGAGUGAUGCCCCGGCGCACCAUCUGUUCUGUCUGCUCGGACCGAUCACCAAGAAGGACCAGCUGCCGGAGAUACUGGUCGUGAUUCAGGUGUGCCUCGAGGGACAGAUUUCAGCGCAAUCGAUCCAAAACUCGCUCGUGCGCGGUAUGAAGGGGGCUGGCGAUUUGAUCCCAUGGAACAUGGCCGAACAGUACGGUGACCGUGAGUUUCCGAAGCUUUCUGGGGCCCGCAUCGUACGUAUCGCCACGCAUCCGAACUAUCAACGGAUGGGCUACGGUAAAAGGGCUUUGAAGCAGCUGAAGACGUACUACGAAGGCAAGUUCAUGUCGCUGAUGGAUGAUAACGGGACCACCGGGUACGACGAGGAUGAUCGCGGAAUCGAAACGAUCGACGACGAAGAGGUCGAUCUGCUGCGGGAGGUUAUAGCACCGCGGAAAAAGAUUCCCACCCUGCUGAAGCGGCUCGCCGAACGACGACCGGAACCACUCGACUAUGUCGGCACGUCGUUCGGGCUCACGACGGAGUUGUUGCGCUUUUGGAAGAGUCAAAAAUUCGUUCCCGUCUACCUGAGCCAGAAGGAGAACGAACUGACGGGUGAACACUCGUGCAUUAUGCUGUGCCCGAUCAGUCCGAGUGUCGAGCGGCUCGAAACGGCAGAUUGGGUGCGACAGUACUUUGUUGACUUCCGGCGGCGCAUCUUGAAGCUGCUGGGAAAAGCAUUCAGUCGCUUCACGACCGGCCUGGCACUGUCGCUGCUCGAAAACAAAGCCGUCGCCGUGGAAGCCAAAGGUAUGUUGCGUCAAUCGACGAUCGAUGAAGUGUUUUUGCCGCACGACAUUCAGCGCCUCGAAAGCUACGUCGCCAACCAGGUCGAGUACCGGCUGAUCAUGGAUUUGACCAACGAUCUGGCGUCGCUCUACUUCCAAGGCCGGAUGGCCGGAGCGCACAUCGAAUCGCUGCAGAAAGCGAUCCUGCUCGGCUGUGGGCUGCAGAACAAAACGAUCGACAAGCUGAUGGAGGAGUUCCGUAUGCCACCGAACCAGGUGUUGGCCAAGUUUUACGAUUGCAUCAAAAAGCUGACCGCCCACCUGACCCAGGUGAUGGAGCGCACGAUCGAGGGAACGAUGGUGAAGGAAAGCGACCUCGAUAUGGGCGACCGGUUGGUGCCGUUGCGUCAAACGCUGAACGAGGAGCUGGCGGACGACGUGAAGCGCCUGGAGAAGCAGCAGAAGAAGGAACUGGCCAAGCUGAAGAAGCUGGAUCUGGCCGAGUACGCCAUCAAGGGCACGGACGAGGAGUGGAACAGCGUACUGUCGAAAACGAAGUCUUCCAUCGUCUCCAUCAAAAGUGGAGAGAAGCGGCUCAACGAAGAAGACGAUUCACCGAUGGCGGCCGGCGGCGGCGGUGGCGGCGGCAAUGGGUUUCAGAAGAAAAAGGCAAAGUUUGGCAAAAAACAAAAGUUUCAUAAAAACAAAGCGUAAGCGGCGGUACUGACUUGUUAUUUGUUUAGAUUUCUCGCUGAAAACAAAUCAAAGCUAAAACCUAUCACCAUAUAUUGUGAUAACGAUGAACAUUUAUUGGUAAAUAAAUAAAUUCA
Messenger RNA from Anopheles cruzii, 3158 nucleotides. RefSeq names its product RNA cytidine acetyltransferase. Gene Ontology annotation, biological process: rRNA acetylation involved in maturation of SSU-rRNA. Gene Ontology annotation, cellular component: nucleolus; 90S preribosome. Lineage: Eukaryota; Metazoa; Arthropoda; Insecta; Diptera; Culicidae. The coding region runs from base 1 to 3042 and encodes 1013 amino acids. Gene Ontology annotation, molecular function: 18S rRNA cytidine N-acetyltransferase activity; tRNA binding; ATP binding. The record is from RefSeq and is a predicted model, not a curated record. The transcript has 6 exons.